AUUUUAUUUUGGAUAAAUAUGGUAUUUGAAGACUUGUAAUAUUAAAUUAAAAGUAAUUAUGAUAUUGAUUUUUAAGAAGGCCAAUAUAAAAUAUUAUUUGACCAGGAAAGCCCGAUUACAUGAUAACAAUACCAUUUUAGUCACGUCCUUUUACGUUUUUCAGAAAUUACCCUAUAUACAGGCCCAAACGCUGUGAGGAUGUGACAACAAAGACAUAGGAUCUUGAAACGUGGUACGCAAGUGUCUGCAAAUUUCAUCGAUACUCCGGUCACCGUUAUAUAUAUCUUCGAACAAUCCGAAACUUCUAUCGCUUCUUCUAAUUUGAAAAUCUCUCGAAUUCUCCGGGCAAGUUACCAUUUGUUAAUGGUAAUCGUCCCUCACCAGUUCAUGUUCUCUUCCCUCCCUUCAAGAAAGAUCUUUCCGCUUGGAUUUCGCAAGGAGAUUUGGCGCUACCGCUGAAUCGGCGCCGAACCCUGAAUUUCAACCUAUAACCGUCGUCUUCGCCGUUUAGUUUAGUGGAGAAGCAUGUUGGCUUUCAAGCAGAAGAAGGAUCAGGUCAGGAAAAGCGGAGGCAAGCGAAUUCUGAUCAAGAUAAACGUCGUCGGAAGCUCCGGACCUAUCCGUUUUGUGGUUAAUGAGGAGGAGGUGGUGGCUGCCGUCAUUGAAACCGCUCUCAAGUCCUACGCUCGUGAGGAUCGUCUUCCUGUUCUUGGCACCAAGUUCAGUGACUUCUUUCUGUAUACUCCAGUCGCCGGAACAGAAGCUUUGGGUCCAUGGGAGAUGAUCGGAACGUUCGGAGUGAGGAACUUCAUGUUAUGGAAGAAGCCUGGGCAGUCGGAGGGUGGGGCGGAGAUUACGCGGAAGAGGUCCGGCAGGUGGAAGUCAUGGCUUAGUAGAUCACUUAGUUUAAAAGCAAACCAAUAAAAAAAGUCCAGUUAGUUUGAUUUGGUGGUUCAUAAGAAUUCAUCUUUCCUUUGUCUAAUAAGAAUGAAGCAAAUGGCACCUCUCAUGUCAUGUAAAUCGUAUCCUUUCAUACUAGAGUGGGUUUAAUUUGUUACUAGAUAUGUUGUCAUAUCUUGGUGAUCCAAAAGACUA
Lactuca sativa (garden lettuce) is the source of this 1095-nucleotide messenger RNA. RefSeq lists its product as uncharacterized. NCBI's taxonomy places the organism in Eukaryota, Viridiplantae, Streptophyta, Magnoliopsida, Asterales, Asteraceae. The record is from RefSeq and is a predicted model, not a curated record.